This is a messenger RNA of Rhincodon typus (whale shark), 2243 nucleotides long. It is a transcript of the gene dap3, whose product is annotated as death associated protein 3. Gene Ontology annotation, cellular component: mitochondrial small ribosomal subunit; mitochondrial ribosome. The coding region runs from base 921 to 1613 and encodes 230 amino acids. Gene Ontology annotation, biological process: apoptotic process. NCBI's taxonomy places the organism in Eukaryota, Metazoa, Chordata, Chondrichthyes, Orectolobiformes, Rhincodontidae. The transcript has 8 exons. Gene Ontology annotation, molecular function: structural constituent of ribosome. The record is from RefSeq and is a predicted model, not a curated record.
GAGGCCUGUUUCUCCACUAAGAAAGCCGUCAACAAACACAUAGAGCUAGACCCUUUACAUACUUCACUGCGAAGGAAAACUGGAAGUCAGGUAACCCAGCUCAGUGGAUACCAGAGUUUAAAUACCAGGUGAGAAAACACAACGGCUCUUCAUCGGAGGCUGCACUGAUGAUGUUCCCCAGCAGGGUAAUGAAACAUCUGUGGAACAACGAACCAGCCAACCAAUCACAAGGGGUUACCCAGUUCGGACAGAAAUGAGAAGGAAUUUCUUCUAAGGGUAGUGAAUCCGUGGAAUGCUUUGUUGCAGAGGGCUGGGUCACGAAAGGAAGUUCGAGGCUGAGACAGACAGAUUUUUAAUAAGCAAGUUAAUCGAAGGUUAUAGGGAAAAGGCAGUUGAGGGUGAUCUGCUCAGUUCGCUGAAUGAUGAAGCCAGCUUGAUGGACUGAAUGGCCUCCCUACGUCUUAUGGUGUUCUAGCUUCUUGCUCAUCCCUGCUGUUGUCUGUGAGACAUUGGCACACCCUCAGUACUCUUUGGGAAGGAAGUUCCGGGAUUUUGACACAGCAACACUGAGGGAAUGAUUGGGGAUGGCGUGUGCCUCAGACAGGAACUUGCCAAGGUGGGUGGUGUUCCCAUGUAUUGGCUGCCUGUGUCCUUCUGGAUGGUAGAGUUCAGCAUUGAUUAACGUGUGGUGUUUGGUGCAGGUUUGUCCCUGGAUCGUUGGUGGGUGUUAAUGAGCACAAUGAAGGCUGAGGAAGUCUUUUGUCAGUUUCUCUCUUUGACACGUUGGGUUCCCAGAUGGUGAAAAGGGAUGUGGAAAAACACUCACCCUGUGUAAUGCAGUCCAUUACUGCGCCAGGCAGGACUGGUUAAUCAUCCACAUCCCAGAUGCUUAUCUGUGGGUGAAGAAUUGCAAAGAGCUGAUGCAGUCGUCUUACAAGCAGGCUCGCUUUGACCAGCCCAUGGAGGCUUCGACGUGGCUCAGGAACUUUAAGAUUACCAAUGAGCGGUUCUUAAAGCAGUUAAAAACGCAGCAGAGGUACACCUGGAGUAAGCGGGAGGCGACUGAGGAAGGAAGACCUUUGGGUGAAGUGGUGGACCAGGGUUUAACACGAGUGAAAAAUGCCAGUGAUGCAGUGGGUGUGCUGUUUAAAGAGCUGAAGGCACAGUGCUUACCCGACACACAUCGGAUGUUGGUAGCGAUCGAUGGAGUCAACGCUCUCUGGGGCCCAACCACAAUGAAGAAAGAGGACAGGAGCCAGGUACGUGCAGGCGAGCUCACUCUGAUCCACAAUCUGAGGAAGUUGGUAAAGAAUGACUGGUCUGGCGGGGCAGUGAUUACAACGCUGACGCAGACUGGAGCACUGGGAAGUGCAGACUUAUCCUACCUGCCCCAUCAGCUACUGAAGAAGGAAGGUUUUGAUGCUAUGGAUCCCUUUGUCCCAGUUGAAGUGAAGAACUACAGUCAGAAGGAGUUUGAGAGUUGCUAUCAAUAUUACAUUGACCGCAAGUGGAUUCAGCACGAGAAUGCUCAUACAGAAGAAGGGAAGAAGGAACUGAUCUUCCUCUGCAACUACAACCCGGGCACCUUCGAGAGGAUCUGCAGCUCCCUCUGAGGCCUCUCCUUCCCCCGCUCACAUCUGAAGCGCCGCCCCCUGUGACGAGGGGACAGACUUUUUCGGCAACGUCUGGGUCUCAGGUUCACGUUCUCCUUGUCCUCCUCUCCAACCCCGCACUCACCCUCUAACCCUGUCUGUACCGUCGGCCUGUGGCACUCCCACUGGCCUGUUUACCCAGACGUUCCACCACUGAGUUAUCAAACUGCUGUUGGCAGCUAAAGUCUGCUUCAUCAUUUAUGUCUACACGUGACUUGUUCAGCUUGAGAACCCCAAUUACUCCCUGUCCAAACCUUUCUCUGAUUUGGAAGCCGGGAUAUCCAAAUGCUGGGGCUGCUGGCCUCAAGGAAAAGUCCUUACUCUUCACUGAUACUGUCCAUCCAGUUUCUGAUUUCUCUUGUGUUAGUAUUUUUGAACACAGAAAUCCCAUAUAGACUCACUUGGGAUCAGCUUCGACUGUGGACUCCUGGCCCCCGCCCCCCCGCUUACAACUGGAGCAUCAUGUUCAAGUCAUUUGCAAUGUAGUUUGCAGUCUGUUCGAUGUAAUAUCAUUGCAUAUACACCAUUCACCUCCAUUUGCAGAUAUUUCAAUUCACAAUUAAAGUGGUACUCAAUGUUUUUAUUUCUGAA